Exophiala bonariae is the source of this 1254-nucleotide messenger RNA. RefSeq lists its product as uncharacterized. Gene Ontology annotation, cellular component: nucleus. The record is from RefSeq and is a predicted model, not a curated record. NCBI's taxonomy places the organism in Eukaryota, Fungi, Ascomycota, Eurotiomycetes, Chaetothyriales, Herpotrichiellaceae. Gene Ontology annotation, molecular function: DNA binding. The coding region runs from base 1 to 1254 and encodes 417 amino acids. The transcript is spliced from 3 exons.
AUGCCCCCCAAGAAGCGAAAGGCUACGGCCUCGGGUGCUUCCACGCCAGCAAAGAAGGUCCGCAUUGGCGACACAUCUGAUGUUCCUGAAGUGACUUCAACUGGGCGCCCCAAGCGGAGCUCGGUUGGUGAACCGCAGUACAGUCUCACUAGAAAGCGAGCGCCUAAGCCCGCCACUGAGGAGAGCCCUGGCAAAGCACUCUCUAUCAGUGUCGAGCCAAAGAAGCGUGGUAGACCACCAAAAGUAAUCCCACAACCUCCCAAUGCCCGCAAGCAAACAGCGACUCGUCAACCACAUCCGGUGCGCGGCGGUACGACUGCUGUAUCAACAUCUUUUCAGGCGGCGACCAAGAAACCAAGAGGUCGUCCCCCCUCCGCUGCUCCUACUGUUGCGAAAAAGAGAGGGACCCCAUCAACUAAGAAGACCACAACCACACCAUCAGCAAGCGAAGCCAAAGUCACUAAUACCCAAGCCGACACUGAGCAAGUCGAUGAAGCCACCACAGGGGAAGAUAACGGAUUUGUGGAUGGAGAUAUCCAAUACUGGCUCAUGAAAGCUGAACCGGAAUCACGCAUUGAAAAGGGUCACGACGUCAAAUUUUCCAUCGAUGAUCUUGCUUCAAAAGCAGAGCCUGAGGGAUGGGAUGGCGUACGUAAUGCAGCAGCACGGAACCAUAUGCGAGCCAUGAGAAAGGGCGAUCUGGCAUUCUUCUAUCACUCCAAUUGUGCAGUACCAGGUGUUGCGGGAGUCAUGCGUAUUGUGGAGGAGCAUCAGGUUGACCCUUCAGCAUUUGACCCGGACCAUCCAUACUACGAUGCGAAGUCCGACCGUGACAAUCCUAAAUGGGAAAUGGUGAAAGUCGAAUUUGUCAAAAAGUUUGAUGGGUUGGUUACUCUGCGAGAGCUGAAGUCAUUCAGCGAUAGUGCCUUGGCUGGCAUGUCUAUGCUCAAGCAAGGCCGGCUCAGCGUUUCUCCUGUCACCGCUGCUGAAUGGCAAUUCAUUCUUGACUUGGCUGGUGAAAAGGCAUCACUGGGUCAACCUACUCUCGAAGGUGGUUAUGAAACGGACAUUGACAGCGCAGGUACUGACGGCGUCAACGACGAUGUUGAUGGUGAGAACACUCUCCCAAAAGGAACCGGCGACGAUUCUGGCUUGAACGCUAUCAGCAAAGCUCAUAUUGACGAGUGGGAAUCGGCAGAUGAUGCUGUCGUUCCACAAUCGCUUACUAAUGGGAUGUUGGACAGGUCUGACUAG